Molecule: messenger RNA, 725 nt
Organism: Punica granatum (pomegranate)
Lineage: Eukaryota; Viridiplantae; Streptophyta; Magnoliopsida; Myrtales; Lythraceae
Source: RefSeq, a predicted model, not a curated record
CCUGUGAACACAAACGCAAACCACAUAAUAACAAAGUGAGCUCACACUCACGAAGUGAGAAGGAACCAAAAAGAUGAAAAUGCAAUCUUUGUCCUUCUUCAUCACAUUUCUCCUCCUCCUCCUCCACAACCUUCCAAUCUUAUCUGCCGACUCGGCAGAUCCCCCAGUGACUGAAUCCAAUGCGACAGAGUUCAUACGGACAAGCUGCAGCCAAACCCGUAAUCCUGAUGUCUGUUGUGCCAUGCUUAUCGGCUAUGCUAAUGCCAUCCAGAAUGACCCGACCCAACUGGCCUUGACGGCCAUAUCCGUGAGCCUAUCCCAUGUCCAAGAUGUCGCAUCAUACAUAUCCAACCUCUCUCUCAGGGCCAACGAGACAAGCAACAAUGACCACCUGGAGAUGAGGCAGCUCCGGGGCGGCGAUCCGAGCAGCUAAGAGGCCUUCAGUUUCCAGAUAAGUAACAUGCAGACUUGGAUGAGCGCCGCCAUAACCGACGAGGAAACAUGUAUGGAAGGCUUCGAUGGGGUGGUUGACGGGCCUGUGAAGGCAGAGGUGUGCGAUCGGGCCACAAAUGUAAAGAAGGUGACGAGCAAUGCACUUGCAUUGGUGAAUGGUUAUGUCAAUAGUAAGAGUUGAAUGGAGAAUAGCUUGAAAAUAGGAUUCGUGCAGUGACAUCGUGUGCUCAAUCUAAGACUAAGAAAUUCACUAUCGAUUUUCAUUCGUGGUC